CAAUGGCCUGGCCUUCCUCUUGCUGACAUGGCCGUCGCCCGCGGCAACCGGGCCGCAGCCGAGGGAGGCGAGGCAGCGCACCAGGCCGCAGCCUGAAGCAGGGGGGCUGGCAAGGCCCUUUCCCGCCCCACUUGCUCCCCUUCCUCUUCCCCCUCCGAGCCAGGAUUUGUUCAGCAAAACAAAAAGAGAGAAAACAAGCCAGGAAAAGACCCUUGCGGGCUGUUCUGUCCCUUUUCCUCAUCUCAGGACAAGAAAAUAUGUUGAAUGAUCAAGGUAGAACCCAUGUCUGAAAUUGGGACCGGCUGUUAGUGGAGAGCACUUUCCCACCCUUUUCCAGAAUUCUUUCACCUGUGGACUGGAGUAAUUCAGCUAAGUUGGUGUGCCGAGGAAGGACUUAUGCCUUUGACGUUUGGAGUAAAAAAAGUUGCUCAAGGACACUUGCCACAAGGACAUGCCUCAUCAUCCAAGUGUAGACAUAAGUAGUGGCGACACCUGAGGAGGAAGCAGCUACGGAGACACAAAGCACACAUUUAAAAAAUGCCAGACGAAAGGAGCAGUCGUCUCUUCAACCGAAUAUCUCAUGCAGGCUCAUUUUUCACUAUCAAAUUCUUCGUUUUUUGUCAGGGGUUUCUGCAGUUCUCUCAGCUGCUGACGUCUAGCCUUGUGAAAAGCUCCAUUUCCACAAUCGAGAAGCGCUUUGGACUGUCGAGCCAGAUGGCAGGCACCGUGGUCUCCUUCAACGAGGUGGGGAACACGCUGCUGAUCAUCUUUGUGAGUUACAUGGGCUGCAGAGUCCACAGGCCCCGCUUCAUUGGCUAUGGGGCCGUCCUCGUCUCCAUUGCUGGUCUGGUCAUGUCACUUCCUCACUUUAUCUCGGGACCCUACGAAUAUGAUCGCUCCGUUACUGGUUCUGAAACUACCACUUCAGACAUAUGCCUCCCAAACCGGAAUGAGACAGAAGUAUGCACUAAAUCCGAAAAGAAAGAAACCCAAGUGGUUGUGAUGCUGCUCUUACUUGGGCAGACCCUGCUGGGGAUUGGCGGGGUCCCCAUCCAGCCCUUUGGCAUCUCAUACAUUGAUGAUUUUGCCAGUAAGAGCAACUCCCCUCUCUAUAUAGGAAUCCUCUUUGCUGCAACUACCGUGGGUCCUGCAUUAGCAUUCAUCGUGGGGGCAGCUACGUUGCGCUAUUUUGUUGACAUCGAUAAAAUUCCCGCAUCUGACAUUCACAUUAAUAACAAAGAUCCACGAUGGGUUGGAGCCUGGUGGCUCGGUUUCAUAAUUUCCGCCAGCGUGGUCGCCAUUGCUUCAAUACCUUAUUUCUUCUUUCCAAAAGAGCUGCCUAGAGAGGAAGAGUCGCCCCAGAACAGCCCUUCAGAAGCUCAAAACAACGACUUCCUACCCGAAAAAAGUAAAGAAAAAGAACUGAAAGACUACACUCUGAAACAGUUCAUCGGAAUGUUUCCUGUGGUUUUCAUGAGGCUGAUGAAGAACCCCAUCUUGGUUGUGGUCAUCUUGGCCAUGGUCAAUCUCUCUGGCAUGAUUGCUGGCAUAGCAACCUUCAUGGCCAAACUGCUGGAGAGGCAGUUCUCCCUGUCCGCAUCUGUUGCCAACAUGAUCCUAGGAGCUAUCAACAUCCCGAGUGGCAUGUUCGGAAUCGCCCUUGGAGGUGCCAUCAUAAGGAACUGCCGCCUCUCCCUCACCCAGAUCGCCCUGAUGAGCGUAAUCAGCAUGGGUCUCUGUACCAUCUGUGACGUGCCGCUCUUCUUCUUGGGCUGCCAGACGCAGACGGUGGCAGGACUUGACCUUUCUGGAAGUUCUGGAAUUGAGGAACUUGUUUUCGAUUGUAACCACAUGUGCAAAUGCUCCCCGUCAGCCUAUAACCCUGUGUGCGGUGCGAAUGGUAUUGAAUACAUCUCCCCUUGCUACGCUGGCUGCACGGGGCUAAAUAUCGAAUCCGAAACACAGAAAGUUCUGAACUACACCAGUUGCAACUGCAUUGUUGUCGACGGCGGCUAUGGAUACGCUACACCUGGGAGCUGCAGCUUCCACUGUUCCAAAUUCCUGAUGCCUUUUGUGACCAUCGCCUCCUUGUCCACCUUCCUGGGGAGCCUCGCACACACGCCGGGCUUCGUGCUUGUUCUGAGAAACGUUGACCCUGAAGAUAAGUCUUUUGCCAUUGGGAUACAGUUCCUCAUGCAGAGAGUUCUAGCCUGGUUGCCUGCCCCAGUGGUGUACGGUAGCCUCAUUGACACAGCCUGCGUCCUGUGGCAAUACAAGUGCCAAAAGAGAACAGCCUGCAGAUACUAUAACAAUGUAUUAUUCCGGCACAGGUUUGUUGGCCUUCAGAUUUUUUUGGAAGCAAGCUGCUUUGCAUUGCUUUGCAUUCUAUACUUCAUGUUAAAAAAGAAGGAGAGUGGAGCCCGCAGAGAAUCUGGCACCAGCUCUCCGUCAGUGGUCCAGGAGUCAGCUGCUUGACCAAUGCACCAGAAGCAAUUUCUAUUCCACCAAAAGAAGAGGCCGAGCUGCAGAGGUUAAGCAUGAGUCCCAGCUGCUAUGUGAACAGAACGAGACUGAAGACAGAGGAGACUUCCUCGUGCUGUGUUUUGGCACUUUUAUCCGUUCCUUCUUUUGUACAUACUACUUGGUGUUAGCUGCCCAAGUGCCAUUUGGCAAAGGGCAAGAUAUAAAUAUUAUACAUAAACAUACAACCCACCUGUCAGUAAUAAUAGGAUCCCCAAGCUGAUCAUUAGACACUGCAUACCACCUUGGGUGCAACGUCUUAUAUUUCCUUCCUGGAGGGAGGCCUGUGGUUCUGUUUUGCUGGUUCAAGAUGAAGAGCAGUGGGAAAUUGGGCAACGGCACCAGCAAGAGGAGGCUGCCUUUUUCUGCUACAGAGAGAAGGAGACUCUUUAUGGUUGAACCCUUCUUAUCCUCAUGGAGGAAGCAGCGACGCCCUACAAUUUCAUCACGAUAUCCCCUUUACGUAUAGUAACAACACAGGGAAGUGGCGCCUUAAUGUGCCCAUUUUACGGACAGAGAACUGAGAUAACGACCUCGUCCAAGAGAGUCGGGUGGACUGGCUGUUCUAAACCCCGACGCUGUCACUACUGGAUUACAUGGACUCUCAAAGAAGAGAACCAGUAAGGGCUGGGACACUUCCUUCCAGGAGUAAUUGCUUUUGUAUAAAAGAAAGCUUACAUUGACAAUAAUAUAUCCUGUGGCAUUGUGUGUUUAUUAAAAGUUUGUGUCAGUUACACUGGGGCAAGUUAGUCUGACUCCAGGGGAAGUGUUGUUUGGAACAUGUCAUGUUAUGGUGAGUCUACAGAAGUCAUCACACUUGCUCCACGAUUGGGUCAGGAAAGUGCAGGAACGGGUAUGGGGUGCUUUGUUCAACUUCUGGAGAAUCUCAACUGUCUCAGCUGAAGUGUGUGGGUCGAGGGAUGGUCAGAAGCUUGGGUUUGGGGGUAGGCAUAUGAAGCUGCCUUCUCCUGAGUCAGCCCAGUGAGGUCUCUCCUGGCUCUUAGCCGCUGGUCAGGGUAUCUCAAUCCUGCAAUCCUUUUGAGUCAAAAUCCUGGGGAGUGAGUUGGAGAAUUCUGAGUGCAAAACCGGUGCUCUGUCAGUGAGCAGUCACCUCUCCAGAUGUGGAAGGAGAAAGAACUUGCCCAUGUGAAGACCACCUGGUGGAAACCCUUACAUAUAUGGUUCUUAAUUUUAAACUAUAUGCCGAUCUCCGCCAGCAAUUUCUAGACCAACUCUGUAUCCCCAAAUGGAAACUAGAGUUGGAGGUCAUACAUUUUCUAUUACUGGGGAAUGAUCAGGAGCUC
Podarcis muralis (Common wall lizard) is the source of this 3824-nucleotide messenger RNA. It is a transcript of the gene SLCO2B1, whose product is annotated as solute carrier organic anion transporter family member 2B1. The record is from RefSeq and is a predicted model, not a curated record. Gene Ontology annotation, molecular function: protein binding; bile acid transmembrane transporter activity. Gene Ontology annotation, biological process: transmembrane transport; sodium-independent organic anion transport; bile acid and bile salt transport. Lineage: Eukaryota; Metazoa; Chordata; Lepidosauria; Squamata; Lacertidae. Gene Ontology annotation, cellular component: basolateral plasma membrane; apical plasma membrane.